AUGUCGACCGAGACCUACGCUUUCAAUGCGGAUAUCCAACAGUUGAUGUCCUUGAUCAUCAAUACUUUCUAUUCAAACAAGGAAGUGUUCUUGAGAGAGCUCAUUUCCAACUGUUCAGAUGCCUUAGACAAGAUCAGAUUCAUGUCACUUACAAACCAUGAAGUCUUAUCUACAGAAAGCAACCUCAACAUCAAAGUUAUUCCAGACAAAACCAACAACACACUCACCAUCAUUGAUUCUGGCAUUGGGAUGACCAAAGAAGAAAUGGUCAAGAACUUAGGAACCAUUGCCAAGUCUGGCACAAAGGCUUUUAUGGAGGCUUUAAGCUCAGGUGCUGAUAUCAGCAUGAUUGGACAGUUCGGUGUCGGUUUUUACUCAGCUUUCCUCGUUGCUGACAAGGUCACUGUUAUUAGUAAAAAUAAUGAUGACCAGCAGUAUGUGUGGGAAUCCACAGCUGGGGGCACUUUCAACGUGGCUCUUGACGAAAAUCCAAACUCUGAAAGAAUCAUCAGAGGAACCAAGGUCAUUCUCACUCUCAAAGAAGACCAAUUGGAAUUCUUAGAAGAAAAGAAGCUUAAAGAGCUCGUUAAGAAACAUUCACAAUUCAUUGAUUUCCCUAUUGAACUUUAUGUCGAAAAAACUAAUGAAAAAGAAAUCACUGACAGUGAAGACGAAGAAGAAGACAAAAAGGAAGAAGGAGAUAAGCCUAAAAUCGAAGAAGUCACUGAAGAGGAAGAAAAAGAGAAGAAAAAGAAAAAAACCAAAAAAAUAAAAGAAGUCUCUCACGAAUAUGAACAAGUCAACAAAACCAAGCCACUUUGGAUGAGAGCUCCAGAAUCCAUCACAAAAGAAGAGUACGGCGCUUUUUACAAAUCUUUAACCAACGAUUGGGAAGACCACCUUGCCGUCAAGCAUUUCACUGUUGAAGGACAGCUUGAAUUCAAGGCUUUGCUAUUUGUACCAAAAAGAGCUCCAUUCGACCAGUUCGAAACCAAGAAAAAGAGAAAUAACAUCAAGCUCUACGUCAGAAGAGUUUUUAUCAUGGACGAUUGUGACGAGCUGAUCCCAGAAUUCUUAUCUUUCAUUAAAGGUGUAGUUGAUUCUGAAGAUUUACCUCUCAACAUCUCCAGAGAAACUCUCCAGCAAAACAAAAUUUUGUCAGUCAUCAAGAAGACUUUGGUCAAAAAAUGCCUUGAACUUUUCAACGAAAUUGCAGCUAAUGAGGAAGACUACAAGAAGUUCUACGAGCAGUUCUCAAAGAAUCUUAAACUCGGCAUCCACGAAGACACUACAAACAGAGUUAAAAUCGCUGAGCUGCUGAGAUAUCACACAAGCAAGUCUGGCGACGAUAUGAUUUCCUUAAAAGAAUACGUUUCCAGAAUGAAGGAAGGACAAAAAGAUAUUUACUAUAUCACUGGAGAAUCAAGACAGUCAGUUGCAAACUCUCCUUUCAUUGAAGCACUUAAGAAGAAGAACUAUGAAGUCAUCUAUAUGGUUGACCCUAUUGAUGAAUACGCAGUCCAACAACUCAAAGAAUUCGAUGGAAAGAAACUUAAGAGCAUCACCAAAGAAGGUCUCGAUCUCGACCAAUCUGAAGAAGAAAAGAAAGCUUUCGAAGAAUCCAAAGCCCAAUUUGAAGGCCUCUGCAAGCUCAUCAAAGAUGUCUUAGGCGAUAAGGUCGAAAAAGUCAUGGUCGGCAGCAGAAUUUCUGACUCUCCAUGUGUUUUGGUCACUGGAGAAUACGGCUGGACCGCUAAUAUGGAAAGAAUCAUGAAAGCUCAAGCUCUCAGAGACUCUUCCACCAGUGCUUACAUGCAAUCAAAGAAGACCAUGGAAAUCAAUCCAAAACACCCUAUUGUCGUUAAGCUUAAGGCUAAAAGUGACGAGGACAAGUCAGAUAAAACUGUCAAAGAUCUCAUAUGGUUACUUUAUGAGACCUCACUUUUGACAUCUGGAUUCAGCCUUGAAGAGCCAAAUGUAUUUUCUAACAGAAUUCACAGAAUGAUCAAGCUAGGAUUAAGCAUUGAAGAUGAAGAAGGAGAAGAAGCCGCCGCCGUUGAAGAAGAUUUACCACCACUUGAAGGGCCAGCUUCGAAUAUGGAUGAAGUCGACUAA
This is a messenger RNA of Blepharisma stoltei, 2115 nucleotides long. The record is from the annotation of a GenBank genome assembly. NCBI's taxonomy places the organism in Eukaryota, Ciliophora, Heterotrichea, Heterotrichida, Blepharismidae.